AUGGCAGCGCCGCCACCUCGACAUGCAGCCGCGCAGCACCCUGCUAACGGCUACACCACAACGGCUCACGCCCCCUUUGCCCACACGGCGUCUUCGAGAGCACAUAGGGAGAAGGAACGAAUCAGACAAGUCACAGAAGCCGCUAUCCGUCGCGAGAGAUUGGCUGCCUCGUUCGACCAAACGACGUUCGACGCUGAAGUGUACGCGCAAGGCCGCGACGAAACAUCUCCCGCACCGCAGCAGCCUCCAGCAGACCGACUGCCAGAAGAGAGCGACCGUCUGCACCUCGCUUUCGACCCGCGGAUCCACUGGCCGCUGCGCUGGACGGAAGAGUGGUACGACGCCAAGAUGGCGGAGAUUAGGGCGCGAGGCGGCAGGAAAGCCCACUUUGGACGCGCAGCGCAGCGGCGGCGGGACGUCAGACGCCAGGCCGAAGCCCGGAUGCGGGCCGACAAGGCGGCGCUUGCUCUCGGCCAGCCGCUGCGGCGGCACCCGCCCGCGCCGUGGACGCAUAGCCGCCCUGUGGAUUUCGGGGACGUUUCGGAGAGCGAGCUGCCGGACUAUGUCAAGGCCAACCCGUCAUGGCUGCGCGCCUGCGAGUGGAUGCGCUCGAACCGCGCCCAAGUCGUGCACAUUGCGCAGCAGAAGAUGCGGCGGAAAGCAGCGGGCGAAACGAUCCAGAACUUGCUGGGUCAGGGGAGGGGGUCUGUCGCGGCGGACGCCGUGACCAACGGACAGGCGGCUUCGCCGAGUGGGCGAGCCUGA
Molecule: messenger RNA, 765 nt
Organism: Verticillium nonalfalfae
Lineage: Eukaryota; Fungi; Ascomycota; Sordariomycetes; Glomerellales; Plectosphaerellaceae
Exons: 1
Coding region: 1-765 (254 amino acids)
Source: RefSeq, a predicted model, not a curated record